Messenger RNA from Xyrichtys novacula (pearly razorfish), 2202 nucleotides. Lineage: Eukaryota; Metazoa; Chordata; Actinopteri; Labriformes; Labridae. The record is from the annotation of a GenBank genome assembly.
ACUGCAGUAACGUCACCAAAGGCUGAGACUAUAAAUCCUGCUCUGCUGCCUGCUGUGAGAGUGAAGACAACUACAUGACAAGUGUUUACACCUGCAGAGGCGUGGAGCCAACAACCAAGACUUAGGCUGCAGAACUGGAAACAAACCCUUAUUGACUGGAGAACUAUGAACAAGGACACCAUGACAAACCGGCUGAUGUUCACUAAGGAGAACAAGGAGCGGAUACAAGCUGUCGAGAACUCAUUUGGGCCAAUGGGUAAACCGCUGUCCCAGCCUGGUCGAGUUCUGAUUGGAGAGGGCCGACUGAUGAAGCAGAGCCGCCGGAGGCCACAACCCAAAGUCUUCUUCCUAUUCAAUGAUGUGCUGGUGUACGGUAGCAUCAUCCUGAACGGCCGCUGGCACAAAAAACAGAAGAUCAUCCCUUUAGGUGAGAAAAUCAUCUGCUUAUCCACAAAACAAGGAAAGAUAUACAUUUAGGCACAGACAGGUUUUCAUAUAUUUAAAGUUAAACAACAGUGUGAGGAUGACUCUAACUAGUUCAACAUGAACUACUUCAACACCAAAUAAAGUUUGUCCUGGGGUAGGAAUAUUCUUCUCAAAUAAAAAUACAGUUACUUAAAUGACAUUCAUCUUAGUAGAAAUAAAAGUACUGGUCUGUUAAUCUAUUCAUAGAAGCUUUCGGAUACUUUAUUUGAAAUAUACUUAACACACUGAGUAUAUAUCCUUGACCCCUGGCAUGAGAGGUGCGGGUAAUAUGAUAGGCCCCUUAAAUCAGAAUCAGAAUGCUCUUUAUUGUCAUCACACUUCAAUACAGCGAGAUUGGAGAGCUUCUCCAUUUCCAGUGCAAUAGAUAAAUAAAAAGAAAAAACAGAAACAGAAUUUUAAAAAAUAGGUACAAAAUAUAUCCAAGAUAUGUAUGAUGUAAAAGCAUAUUCUCUCACACUGACUGCUGCACCACAACCAGCAGCUUUACUUUGUGAAGUGAGUUUAGACUCUACGCCUAUCAAGGGUGGGGUUAUUGAAAAAUUUGGCCUCACCUUUUGAUUGUGGCUGACUGUGCAGAAGGCUUAUUAUUGUGAGCUGACAGUCAGGAUUUCAUUGGCUGUGGAGUGUAAAACUUUUUUUUUUUUUGCUUUGUAUUAACAAACAAUAUUUCAUGUUUCAGAGGACAUCCAGCUGGAGGACUUAGAGGACGGUAUGAGGAUGAGGAACCAGUGGUUAAUUCGCACACCACGCAAGUCUUUCUACGUAGGCGCCUCUUCAUAUGAGGAGAAGCGAGCUUGGAUGGAGCACAUGGAAGAAUGCAGGUCCAGACUGCUGCAGAGCAGCGGCCGGAGCGCAGGGUCUGCCUUUGCUGUUACCUGGAUUCCUGACCAGGCCUCUGCUAUCUGCAUGCGCUGCAAUGACAAGUUCACUCUGACCCAGCGCCGACAUCACUGCAGAAAAUGUGGCUGUCUGGUCUGCGGUGCAUGCUCCAAGAAUCGAGCCGUGAUCUCACACAUCCACCCGACUAAGUGCGUCAGAGUUUGCACCAUGUGUCACUCCAGUCUUCAGAGAACUGAGCCAGCGAACCAAGACACAUGUCGCAUGAGAGGAGACAGUACAGAGAUGAUGGGAUUUGAUGAAGAGGAAGUGGAGGUGUUCAGUGAAGGAGAAGAGGCAGAGGAGCAGCUGGAGGACCAUGACCCCAGCAAGUGGAUGGAUUUCCAAAAGGAGUCAUGGGCCCCCUAUGUCUACUUCAAACCAGAGCAUGUGAGGCUGUAAACCCAGACACUGAAGAGCUCUGCAGAGGCUCUUAAACAUUUCUGACUCAGACUCUGGGAUGUUCUUAAACACAGACUGAGGCUUACUCAGCAUGUUCAAUGUUAUUCCCAGUUUGUCAUUAACACAUCAAGACAAUAAUGUAUAGAGCUAGAACAUGUUGUACAUACUAUAUUUAUUUAUGUAUAUAUAUAAUAUUAUAUAAUCUUAAAUUUCCCUUCAGAGAUCAAUAAAUUUUUUUUAUCUUAGAAAGUCAAACCCUGCAACUGUGAAACUGUCUCAUGACCACUGCAUUUGGUGUCAGUCGAGUGUGGUUAUCUUAGUCUGAUUUUAAUCAUAUGUGAAUAUGUCUGAACCUGUUUUAAAGGAACCUCCACAUCUGCCUCACUUUGGUAUUUCAAAUCAACAAUGAAAAAUAAAGCUCAUAAAAAACAGCAAAAA